GCCUUUUUACCCUGCACAACUAGCUGAGCCAUCCUCUAAGCCAGAGCGCUGAGCAGUGAUACCCUGGACAGCGCUCACCCAAUCAGCUCCACAUUCUGCCAGCCAAGCUCCAAGUCUCUCCAGCAUGGAACACAUACAGAGGCUAGACCAUGAAGUAAAUGAAUUUGUCGACUAUUUGUUUGGGCCAAGGGAUCUGAGAGUUAGAGGAUGGUUUAUGCUGGAUUCCUGUCUUCCCACCCUUGCACUGACUAUCCUUUAUAUCCUAUCCGUAUGGUUGGGGACCAAAUACAUGAAGAAUAGACCAGCAUUUUCUCUCAGGGGCCACCUAAUUCUUUACAAUCUUGCAGUUACUUUGCUCUCCUUGUAUAUGUUAAUAGAGCUUAUUCUUUCUACAUGGGAAGGAGGAUACAACUUACAAUGUCAGAACUUAGAAAGUGCGGGAGAAGCAGAUGUGCGGGUGGCCAAAGUGCUGUGGUGGUAUUAUUUUUCCAAAGCAAUUGAAUUUAUGGACACCAUUUUCUUUGUUUUACGGAAAAAGAAUAGCCAAAUCACUUUCCUCCAUGUUUAUCACCAUGCCACAAUGUUCAAUAUAUGGUGGUGUGUUCUCAACUGGAUUCCAUGUGGACAAAGUUUCUUUGGACCUACCCUGAACAGUUUCAUCCAUGUUCUCAUGUAUUCCUACUAUGGCCUGUCAGUUAUUCCAUCCAUGCACAAAUACCUCUGGUGGAAGAAGUAUCUUACUCAGGCCCAGCUGAUUCAGUUUGUGCUCACCAUCUCUCACACGCUCAGUGCGGUGGUUAAACCCUGUGGGUUUCCUUUUGGAUGUCUAAUAUUCCAGUCAUCCUAUAUGACUACAUUGGUCAUAUUAUUUGUAAACUUUUAUCUAAAGACAUACAAGAAAUUGUCAAAAUCCGAUCCUAAUAGAACAGCAGCCAGCUUAGAUAUGAAGAACGGAUAUCACAAGGACUUAAUGAAUGCAAGCAAUGGUUUUGUGCACAAGAAACACAACUAGUAUACGAAGACUAUGAAAUAGAAGAUAAAGCCAGUUUACAUUUUUAUUUAAACAGGCUGAUAGGCUUCCUCUUAACUACUGACCAAAUCCAAUUUAUGUUCAAAGAUUUUUUUCAUAAUCAAUACCCCAAAUUAUUUUGAUAUGUAGGAUACAAUGGUAAAGCACCAGGUGCUUUAUUUUCUCUAAAUGUCAUCAUACCAAUAAUCAAGAUGAAAAGUAUUUUGAAUUGUAGUCCAGAAAAUGCCUUAUAACAGCCCACUGACAUUCUUUUACAUGUUUUAACAAUUUUUAAUUUAAUGUAGGCCUUUGUAUGCACUAAAAUUUAAAUUCUGUGAAAAGAAAGACUUCUUGCUUGAUACUUUAAGCUAACCAUUUAGAUUAUUCCUUUUAAUUAACUGUUCAGAAAUUUGAGUGCAAUUUGUGUAUAUAUACACAUAGAUAAGUGGUUUCAAUGCAUUGUUUGCGAUACUCUCAAGUUGAAUGUUUCUGAGCCUAUAAAGCACCGCCAAUUACAAUUGGGAAAGAUGACCUACCUAAAAAAUAAUGUAUUUUCUGUUUCAGUGGAUAUGUCCAUGUUGAAUCAUCCAAGGACUUCUUAACUCUUAGGAAAUCUGAUGACAAGCCUUGCCCCUCAAUUCAGUUAUCACUACUAUACCGCUGGACUGUCAUUAUUUAAUUGAUGAAGAUAUACAAAAAACAAAGUGAUCCUACCCAACGCUAUUCAUUUUUAUAAUACAGGAUUUAUAUAGCACCAACAGUUUGCGCACAUUGCUUUACAUUAUAAAGAGACAAUACAGCAACGUUACAAUUCAGUACAAGAGGCUUAGGAGGCCCCUGUUCCUGGGAGCAUACAAACUGAUAGGUAGGGGCUGCUAAAACAAAAUGUAAUAACAGAGGGAUGAACUGAUAAGAUAGGCUUCCCUAAAGAGGUGAGUUUUCAGGGAUUGCCUAAAAGUGGGCAGAGUAGGAAAUAGUCGGACAGAUUGGGCUAUGGAGUUCCAGGGGAUGGGAGAGGCUCUGGACAAGUCCUGUAAAUGAUUAUGGGAGGAGAAGACAAGGGAGCUAGAGAGCAGGAGGUCUUGGGGAGGAAUGGAGAAGAUGUUUUGAGUGAUAUUUGGAGGCAAGAUUGGUGAUGUAGCUCAGGGCAGCACUGUAAAAGGCUUUGUAUGUUAUUGGUAAUGUUUUGAAUUGUAUUCAUUGGGCAAUCAGAAGCUAGUGGAGGGAUUGACAGAGAGGAGUGGUAAGUUGGAUGAGUCUGGCAGUAGCAGUCCUUAUUGAAGAGGGGAUUGAUAGCCUGCGAACAAGUAGGCCUAUGAGGAGGUACAAAAGUCAAGUCGACAGAACAAGAAAGUGAAUAAAAAGCUUAGUGGUUUCAACAGUUUAAAAAGGGGCGUAUUUUGGAGACGUUACAGAGGUGAAGUCUACAAGAAUCGGGCAGUGAUUGGAUUUGGGGUUGAAAACUCUAUAGCAAUUGCUGGUGAAAUCACCAUGCAGAAAGAGUGGUGGAGGGAUCCUACAAGCUGAUUUUAGCCAAGAAUGGAUGAAGGCAGCAGCCAAUUAUGUACACCAGAAACAAAAAUAGUUGUUGCACAUGGACAUGUCAUUAAGGUUUCUGCUAUGCAAUGCAUAUCAUACAGUAUAAAGUUCUUAUUAAAAUCUGCUUACCCUUUA
Molecule: messenger RNA, 2683 nt
Organism: Rana temporaria (common frog)
Lineage: Eukaryota; Metazoa; Chordata; Amphibia; Anura; Ranidae
Gene: ELOVL2
Product: ELOVL fatty acid elongase 2
Exons: 8
Coding region: 125-1012 (295 amino acids)
Biological process (GO): very long-chain fatty acid biosynthetic process; fatty acid elongation, polyunsaturated fatty acid; sphingolipid biosynthetic process
Cellular component (GO): endoplasmic reticulum membrane; endoplasmic reticulum
Molecular function (GO): fatty acid elongase activity
Source: RefSeq, a predicted model, not a curated record